AUGACUUCUAUCAAGCUCCCAAAGGCCACCUGGUCUCGUAUCACUUCCAGCAAGCGCCUCUACCGUUCUUCCCAAGCUGUCUCGACGAUCGGUCAAAAGACCUACAUCUUUGGCGGCGAGUUGCUUCCUCGUGAACCGGUUGACAACAGAGUCGAUGUUGUCAGCCUCGAUACUCAAGAACACGGCGCUCAAACGCUCACGGCCCCCGCCAAAUCUCCCUCACCUCGAGUCGGUAGCCCAAGCACCACCAUCGGAACCAACAUCUUCCUCUUCUCUGGGCGCGGCGGGCUCGAAAUGAAGCCUAUCGAAGAAAAGGGCGCUAUAUGGCGCUACAACACAGCCGACAAUACAUGGGACUCUAUCGAGCCCGCAGAUUCUUCUGCGCCAUUCCCUGAUGGUCGAAGCUACCAUUGCAUCACAUCAGAUGGAGUAGACAAGCUUUACCUCCACUCUGGAUGCCCUGAGCAGAACCGAUUGAACGAUCUUUGGGUUUUUGACUUGACUAAAAAGUCGUGGAAUGAGCUUCCUUCUGCACCAGGCUCUGCGCGCGGUGGCUCCUCCAUCGCAUACCUCGAUGGGAAGCUGUAUCGCAUGAACGGUUUCGAUGGCAAGACAGAACAGGGUGGCGCGCUAGAUAUCUACAACAUCAAGACUAGUUCAUGGUCUACGGUUACUUACAAGCCAGAUGGUAUUGAAGGCCCUGAAGCGAGAAGUGUCGCAACACUACUGGCAAUCUCGGUUCAGAGCAGGUCUUUCCUGAUCACCAUGUUUGGCGAGAGAGACCCUAGCGCUCUAGGCCACGCUGGUGCUGGAAAGAUGCUGUCUGACGUCUGGGCUUUUGAUAUUGAGGGGAAUACCUGGGAGAAAGUGGAGGUUGGUGAUGAAGGACCUGUUGCGAGGGGAUGGUUUGACGCUGAUGCUGUGCGGGAUGAAAGUGCAGAGGAUGCUGUGGUUGUCCAUGGAGGUCUCGGGGAAGAUAAUCAGAGACUCGGUGAUGUUUGGAUAUUGCGUUUUUAG
Molecule: messenger RNA, 1017 nt
Organism: Fusarium mangiferae
Lineage: Eukaryota; Fungi; Ascomycota; Sordariomycetes; Hypocreales; Nectriaceae
Product: putative kelch repeat-containing proteins
Exons: 2
Coding region: 1-1017 (338 amino acids)
Molecular function (GO): protein binding
Source: RefSeq, a predicted model, not a curated record